GGUCACAAGAGAAGGAAAAAGAAAAAGUCCCGUAACCAAGGCGGACACGAUUUUACUGAUAGUAUGAGCGGCGUGUCUAACGAAUCAAUAGGAAGCACUGAAGGAGUAUACAAUGUUAACGCAGCGAAUGAUCACAUCGAUCUAGCGAUGUUUGAAAAUAGCUAUCAUACGGCUGUGGUACCUGAAAAUAUGUACGUUGAAAACCCAAUACUUCCCACCCCUCGAAACAACAGUGACGACAGCGAUGAAGCCGUGAGGUUGGCCACCUUUAUUGCCCGACCCAGUCCACUUCCGACACGUCAUCUGACGGAUCAUUGCAAUUGUCAUCCAACCUCGAGCCACGUUAAUCCAGCGUACGAAGAGGAUGAAUAUGUUGACAUAUACUCAACCGAAGCCGCUCUGGCAGUAACUGGAAAUGAGCUGUCUGACGAGAAGACUGGCAUUUGCGCGGAUGCAACAGUUGAUUUAGCCAAAAUGAAACGAGACAGAGAGAAUCAAGAUGAUAAUCCGCUCGAACAAGUGACAGAUGAUAUUUUAAUAUAACGCAGCAAUCAUUCAAAUGUAAAUAGUUAAACACAACUAAUUAUUCAGUUAGCUGAGUUAGUUGAGUACUCCUCGUGAGUCGCGACGACGAAUAUUUCGUAAAAUAGGAAGAUUCUAUUAGUUUUAUAGAGAACGAAUAAAUAACCUCAGACAAGAUUGUAGUGUCA
This is a messenger RNA of Dendronephthya gigantea, 710 nucleotides long. RefSeq lists its product as uncharacterized. NCBI's taxonomy places the organism in Eukaryota, Metazoa, Cnidaria, Anthozoa, Malacalcyonacea, Nephtheidae. The record is from RefSeq and is a predicted model, not a curated record. The transcript is spliced from 2 exons. The coding region runs from base 64 to 543 and encodes 159 amino acids.